Molecule: messenger RNA, 660 nt
Organism: [Candida] anglica
Lineage: Eukaryota; Fungi; Ascomycota; Pichiomycetes; Serinales; Debaryomycetaceae
Source: the annotation of a GenBank genome assembly
AUGUCAUCCAAUGGAGAACUGAGAGGUCUCUUAUCCAAAAUGAAGUUUACUUCAAAGUUUUCGAAUCUUAAUAUUUCGUCAAACAAUGAACGUGACGGGAAUUCAGCCGACGACACUUUGAUUCAUAAUGCAUUUGUGAAAUACUUCAGCACCAAGGGGGAGCCAUUCCCACAAUGGCUAGGAGUGAAGGAAGUGGCCAAUAACUCGUACAAACCAACAUAUCAACAACAAUCGCAACAGAAUAACUAUGCCAAUUCGCAAUACCAACCGGUGUACACCAGUAGAAACACUCCAGUACAACAGCAACAAUACCAAUCAAGUCAACAGAAUGGCCAACAAAAUGCAUCACCUGAACCACAACAGCCUUCAUAUACACCAAGAUCUUCAUCCAGGCUUCAAGAUAUGUAUAAUAAAUCUAGACAACAAUCAGUACCAGGAUCAGGAUAUAGUACCCAACCUGCCCAACCAGCAUUUGGAAGAACCAAUAGUUCUACAACCGGCUCUCGCUUGAGAGCACAUAUGUAUAGCCAAAAUUCGUACAAUGCCUCGUCUUCUCAAUCUGGCUCAAGUAGACCAAGCUCUGGUAGCGGAGCGUCUGGAGCUCCUUCGAGCUCCGCACUGGGAUCCAGUUCAUCUAGAGCAACUUGGGGUAGAGGAUAA